AAUCUUGUUGGAAUCGAAAUUAGUGAACCCCAAAUUUCUACUCAAAAGGGACCCCUCAAGUGUCAUAUGUCUACUCAAAGGCCCUUUAAAAACUUCCAUUAUGUCAUUUCCCACCAAAUAUAUCAUCACCCAAACUUUAACUAUUAUUAAGCACUAUCGAGUUUUUCCUCCUCAAAUCUAUCAGCGAAUGCAUUAAACGAUAUUCCAAUGGCCGGUUCUGAAUUACCUCACGCAUAUGCAGAAACGCCAAGCAUCGACAAUUCCGAAACGCUUUUUCAAAAACGGCGUCGUUGUUUCUGCUUCCCAUCUUUUCGUUCUCCAAAUCAAUUAACAAGAUACGUUAAGUUGGAUUGGUGGCAUAGGUUACGUAGCGGUGCGAUUAAGGAGGGAUCUGUAUGGGCUAAAGGAAUCAAAGCUUUGAAGAAGCUUCGAGAAUGGUCGGAGAUCGUCGCCGGACCUAGAUGGAAAACUUUCAUCCGGCGAUUCAAUCGGAACAAAAGCGGUAGUAGGAAUGCGAAAUUCCAAUAUGAUCCUUUGAGUUACUCACUGAACUUCGAUGAAGGACGAGGGAAUAACGGAGAGGAAGAGGAGGAAUUGGUACUUCGGAAUUUCUCGACGAGAUACGCAUCGAUUCCGGCGUCUGGAAACUUUGGGAAAGAUGGGCCCGGUUUCGUUUGAUAGUGAUUGAAUGAAUAUGAAUUACAGUUACAGUUCAGUGGUGGGGACUAGAAACCACACAGCUCAUCAUAAAAGAUAAGUAGGUGCGUGCAAGUUUCUACUUUUUAUUCGGAUUGGUGUUAUUUGUCUUCUUUCUUCUUCUU
This is a messenger RNA of Solanum dulcamara, 821 nucleotides long. RefSeq lists its product as uncharacterized. The transcript has a single exon. The record is from RefSeq and is a predicted model, not a curated record. NCBI's taxonomy places the organism in Eukaryota, Viridiplantae, Streptophyta, Magnoliopsida, Solanales, Solanaceae. The coding region runs from base 208 to 678 and encodes 156 amino acids.